AUGCAUAAAGGAUGGAAAAAGUACUGCGGCCAGAAGUCUCUGAAUGAGGCAUCAAUGGAUGAGUAUUUAGGCAGUUUAGGGCUGUUUCGAAAGGCUGUUGCCAAGGAUGCCUCUUGCCUCUUUCGUGCUAUUUCUGAGCAGUUGUUUCACAGCCAGAUCCAUCAUUUACAUAUCAGGAGAGCUUGUGUCUCAUAUAUGAAGGAAAAUCAACAAGCUUUUGAGUCUGACGUAGAGGGAUCUUUUGAGAAAUACCUGGAACGGUUGGGAGAUCCUCAGGAGAGUGCUGGCCAGCUGGAACUAAGAGCUCUUUCUCUAAUUUACCAUCGAGAUUUCAUUCUAUAUCGUUAUCCUGGAAAGCCACCAACUCAAGUCACAGAUAAUGGCUUUGAAGACAAGAUUCUUCUCUGUUAUUCAAAUAAUGGCCAUUAUGAUUCUGUAUAUUCAAAAGAAUUUCAAUCAACUGCAGGAAUUUGUCAAGCUAUAUUAUAUGAACUUCUUUAUAAAGACGUAUUCGUUGUGGAUGAAGAAACAUUGAAAACUGCAGUUGAUUUGUUUCGAAGUGGUUCUAGGAGAAACAGACACAAUGCUUUGACUGGAAGUAUAGAAGGCAGUACUGAUCAAAAGAGCUCAACCCAAGAGAGAAUCGAAGAGGUUGGUGCCUGUUCUAGUGUCCCAAGUACACUAGAUGGCAGUAAACAAGGAACAGAACAACAAAAGGUUCCAGAAAAUCCAUCAAAGAUGCUGUUUCCCUAUAAGGUACUGAAAGGUCUGGAUCCAGAAAUCUAUCGCAACAUAGAAUUUGAUGCUUGGUUGGACACUAGAAAAGAACUUCAAAAAUCAGAUUGCCUGGAGUAUGGUGGAAGAUAUUACUAUUUAGGAGACAAGUGUCAGGUUUGCAUGGAACCAGGUGGAAAAUAUUAUAAUGCUCACAUUCAGGAAAUUGAUAAUGAGAAUACCUCGGUCUUAGUUUUCAUUGAGGAAUUUGCAGAAAGGCAUUUAAUUCCGAUGGCCAAUGUAAAACCAGUCAACCAAGUGGCACUUCUUCCUACCUGGAAUACUAUACCAGUUCGCAGCGGAAGAGGUUACCAGACUAUAAAUGGAGCCUAUUUCCCUGAAAUAGUUAUGACAGACAUGAAUGUGAAGCAACGAAAGAAGAUGUUCAAGAAAUUUCGAGGGAAAGAGAUUUAUAUGACCAUGGCAUAUAGCAGGGGGGACCCCAUUGUCCCACCCAGGAUUCAGCGUAGUAUGCAUUAUGGGCAUGACCCUCUACUGUACUACUCACAGACAGCUGGACAAAUUAUGUCUAGUGAACAUUUUUACCCUCAACAUUCAUCUCAAAGACAAGGUCGGGGAUAUGGGGUGCCCAGGGAUUCAUCUCACUUAGUAAAAAGGCAAAACAUGCCAAAUCCUAAAGUUGGGAUUUACCCUGGCCCGGGCAAAAAAUGCUGCCAGAGCUAUGAUAAUGUCUCUUAUAGGUCUCGUUCUUUUAGGCGUAGCCAUCGUCAGAUGCAUUGUAUGAAUAAGGGAUGCCAAUAUGGUUUUGCUCCAGAGAAUGGAGUGGAAGAAACUGUUACAUUUUAUGCACUUGAAGAAGGGAAUGAGACUGCUUAUUCAUCUUUACCUAACAAUGCUGGUCCCACUGCAAUGGUCCCUGCUACUUCAGGAUACUGUGCUGCAAGGCAGGACUAUACUUCAUGUAAACAGACUUCGAAUUCAGAAGACAGUAAUGACCACUGUGAUAAUGGAGGAUAUCAUGGAGAUUAUCUUUAUUCUUCAGAACAAGGCUAUGAAACUUCCAGUGUGUAUACCACAACUGUAUCUACAGCUAACCUGUCUCUUCAGGACAAUGGACCAUGUUCUGUGCCUCAAGACACAGUUACCUCAUACAACUAUCCCCAAAAGGUGUUGGAAAAUUCUGCAGCAAUUGCAGUUUCUUGGGCCAGCCAUGUUCCAGUUCCAGUUCCAGUCACAGUCAUUUCUAACUGUGCAGGAGAUAAUCAAGCUAUUAGUACCUCUGAUGUUUCCUCACAGAAUGCCAUACAACCUGUCUUUGUACCUCCACUCCCACAAGACAGUCCAGCCUAUCUUCAGCCUUCAGCAGCAGCAGCACCACCAGUGGCAACACCGGUGGCAGCACCACUACCACUGCCACCUCCAUUGCCUCCUCCUCCUGCCACUCCUCUUGAAGCAGGAGAUGCUUCAGGGUUUCCUCUUCCACCACCGCCGCCGCCUUAUUCCUAUGAUCCAAGUGGAAGUGAUCUCCCCCAAGUCAAUACAAACAUUUAUUCCUCUUCUUGGUUUCAUAUUUUGCUGGUUCCAGAUCUUGGCCUUUAUACAAAAGUUUUGCAGUACUAUUUCAAUCUGGGAUUGCAGUGCUAUCAUCACAACUAUUGGCAUUCCAUGGUCUAUAUGCCACAUGUGCAGCAGCAGCAGCAGCAGCAGCAGCAGCAGCAGCAGCAGCAGCAGCAACAACAACAACAGCAGCAGCAACAGCAGCAGCAACAGCAGCAGCAACAGCAGCAGCAACAGCAGCAGCAGCAGCAGCAACAGCAGCAGCAGCAACAGCAGCAGCAGCAGCAACAACAACAACAGCUUCAUGGAGAGGGUUAUCCAGAUUGUACUGAGCAACCCCUGGUAGACCAAAGCGUUCCUCCUGUGUACAGCGAUGUGGCAAGAGCAGAUGGUGCACACACAGAUAUAUCAACAAAUGAUACUUUUCCCAUUGCUGAUGCUGUACCUGUCCCUCAAGGAGCAGUCUACUAUCCAGUAAUGGCAGAUCCCUAUGGAUCUCCUUUGUCAGGUUUUGAUUCCUACAUGCCUGUUGCAUCAGAUUAUUCCAGUAUUGCCAUGUGGCAUCCAGUUGGUGCAGCAUAUGGUGCUUCUACACAAAUCCAUGGUGCUAUAAAUCCCGGGCCAAUUGGCUAUAUGAUUCUACCUAACUCACCUCAGUAUACACCUCAGAAUUAAGAUUUGGCAACAUCAAAUACUUUUGCUGCCAUUUUUACUGUUAUGGUUCAUAAAUGUCUUACAUUAGUUCUUAAGUGGUUUAGUUGAAAAGAAUGUUCACUCUAUCUUUAAAAUUAUUUUACUUUUGAAGUAAAAUAUUUCUUUAAAACAAAGACAUACUACUUUUUGUUAUGAAUAAGAAAAUUGCAAUGAAUGUACCACUGGUCCCUAUAAUGGGCAAGUUCAUUGGAGGCAGCUUCCUGUUAGCUAGCUUAUUAAAAUUGUAUUAACUGAUGGUGCCAAUUGAUAAAAGGAAGGAAAACAUAGAAGCUAUUUUCUUAUAUGAUACAUCUUAAUCAAUUAUUUAAAGUUAGUGUGAUUUCCAUUUUUCAAAACAUUUAAGAGACAAAGCAUUCAGCCUGUGCUCCUGGGUAUUUGUUUAUAUUAAAUGAGACCUUUUCAGGUUUCUUUCAGAAUUGUCAGAACUGAAUUGCAAUCUGAUAUUAAGCAGUUUUGAAGGCACAUGGUGUUCUGCUUUCCAUUUCUCACCAUAUGGUAUUGUUUAAUACUGGAUUUACAGAACUGUCCUACUGCACAGUAUUACAGUAUCCUUUGCACAAUUUGCAGUAAAUAAAAACUAGCAUUUAAAAUUGCCAAAA
Rattus norvegicus (Norway rat) is the source of this 3605-nucleotide messenger RNA. The record is from RefSeq and is a predicted model, not a curated record. Lineage: Eukaryota; Metazoa; Chordata; Mammalia; Rodentia; Muridae.